AUGGAGUACAAUGGUGGCAGUGUGAUAGCCAUGAAGGGGGAAGGCUGUGUCGGAAUUGCCUGCGAUCGAAGAUAUGGCGUCAACCAGCUGCAGACGGUAUCAGCCAACAUGCAGAAGGUGUACCCGAUGACCUCUCGAUGCUUGGUCGGCUUCCAAGGCCUUGCCACGGACUCUCAAACACUAUCCCAAUUGCUGAAAUUCCGCCUGAAGUUGUACAAGUUGAAGGAGGAUAGGGAGAUGCCAUGUGAUGUUGUAAGUCACUUGAUGGCUACUAUGCUCUACGAGAAACGGUUUGGGCCCUACUUCUGUGAACCUGUUAUUGCUGGUCUUAAGAAUGAUGGCGAGCCUUUCAUCUCCUNNNNACAUUGUCUUCAAGUUGGGUUUGGGUGA
Molecule: messenger RNA, 390 nt
Organism: Perkinsus marinus ATCC 50983
Lineage: Eukaryota; Perkinsozoa; Perkinsida; Perkinsidae
Product: proteasome subunit beta type 3, putative
Exons: 5
Coding region: 1-390 (129 amino acids)
Cellular component (GO): proteasome core complex
Source: RefSeq, a predicted model, not a curated record